AUGUUCUCAGAAGAUUUUUAUAGAUAUAGUGUGUUGACACCUAAUGCAAAUGUUACCUAUACAAGGCUACGAUGGUAUCAACAGCGAAAGAUAUCUCUCAUUAUAGUUCUUCUUAUAUCCCCAGUUGUUAUGUUCUUCGUAUUAUAUGGUAUAUUAUUUGGAUUUCAUCGAAACAUUGUUUAUCCAAAAACUGCAACAAAAGUGUCAUCAGAAACUUUACAUCGAGCACUUACCUACAGUCGUACUGCAGCUGGCAAUCAUACCUAUGAUCCAAUUCCCCAAUUUAAGAUAACUAAAAAAAUUCCCAUUAAUAAAUUCAAGUUGGUGUGCUACUACAGUUUACCAGAUGACUCGAGUUCGCUACAGAUUGAACACUUGGAUCCUCAUCUUUGCACUCACAUCAACAGCGCAUUUGCUCACAUCGUCAACAAUUCUUUGUAUAUGACGGAGUAUCAGAAAGAAAAUUUAAAAAAGAUGGUCAAGUUAAAAGAGGUGAACAAAGAUCUUAAGGUAUUGGUUAGCGUUGGUGGAGCCGGGAAUGUGAACAAUGGGUUUCCUGAAAUGGUUUUUAAUCAUAGUACCAGGAAGACAUUCAUAAAAUCCGUCGUUUCAUUCGUUAAAGAAUUCAAUAUUGACGGAAUAGAUUUAGAUUGGGAAUUUCCAAAUACGAAUAAGCACCAACGAACACGCUUUACGCAGCUAUUAGAAGAAAUAAGGAAAAACAUUAACAAACAACAGAAAAAUCAGUAUCUUUUGACAGUUGCGGUUGCUGCUCCUCUUACUUUAGUCAGUCAAUGUUAUGAUGUCCCAUAUAUGAAUGAUUACGUCGAUUUCAUAAACGUGAUGUCCUAUGACUACCAUUUUUAUUCGAAAUGGACGCCGUUCACUGGAUUUAAUAGCCCCCUCUAUUCCUCAGAAAACGAAAUAUUUAUCUUUGGAACGUUGAACGUCAAUUUUUCGGCGAAUUACUGGAACCAUUUGGGAAUGGACAGGGCGAAAAUCGUAGUCGGACUUCCUACUUAUGGCCAUACUUUCAAAUUAGCCAACUCCAAAAACAAUGGCCUAUACGCCCCAGCCUUCGGCUACGGCCGUCUAGGCAGUUUCGGUUUCGUCGACUACCCCGACAUCUGUAAGUUCCUCGCCGUCAAUCAGAUCUCUCCGGUAUUCGACAUGGACACCAAAAGCCCAUACGCUUCGAAGUUCUACGAAUGGGUGUCAUUCGAAAACACUCAGAGUCUCACUUACAAGGCCGAAUAUAUCAGAGAACAGCGAUUUGGCGGUGCCAUGGUGUGGAGUCUCAAUUCUGACGAUUACAAUUUUAGUUGCCAAAUCGAAGGCAGACAUGAAGGGAAGUUCCCGUUGGUGAAGAGCAUCAAAAAUGCUCUAUUCGGAUAA
Messenger RNA from Psylliodes chrysocephalus, 1395 nucleotides. The record is from the annotation of a GenBank genome assembly. NCBI's taxonomy places the organism in Eukaryota, Metazoa, Arthropoda, Insecta, Coleoptera, Chrysomelidae.